This is a messenger RNA of Fundulus heteroclitus (mummichog), 1584 nucleotides long. RefSeq lists its product as uncharacterized. The coding region runs from base 106 to 1047 and encodes 313 amino acids. Lineage: Eukaryota; Metazoa; Chordata; Actinopteri; Cyprinodontiformes; Fundulidae. The transcript is spliced from 2 exons. The record is from RefSeq and is a predicted model, not a curated record. Gene Ontology annotation, biological process: DNA integration. Gene Ontology annotation, molecular function: nucleic acid binding.
CUCAGAGAAAGGUAUUGGAUUCCAAAAGCUGACGCAGCUCUUAGAAAAAUAUUGUCAAAAUGUGUACAAUGUAAAAAGCUGUCAGGUAAGCCUGGUGAACAGAGAAUGGCAAACUUGCCACCAGACAGACUUGAAAUGGACAAUCCUCCUUUUACAAAUGUAGGGGUAGAUUAUUUUGGUCCUUUCCAAGUUAAAUGUGGAAGAAGUGAUGUAAAAAGGUAUGGUGUUAUGUUUACAUGCCUUACCACGAGAGCAAUUCACUUAGAAGUGGCUCAAUCACUUGAAACAGACUCUUGUAUUAAUGCCUUCAGGAGAUUCGUGGCUAGGAGAGGUCAAGUUUCUAUAAUGAGGUCAGAUAAUGGCACUAACUUGGUAGGUGCUGAAAAAGAAAUGCGUGAAGCAAUUGAAUGUUGGAAUAAGGUAAAAAUUGCAGAGUCGCUUUUACAAGAAGGUGUCACAUGGAUUUUUAAUCCUCCAGCUGGGUCUCAUUUUGGUGGGAUUUGGGAAAGACAGAUACGUUCUGUUAGAAAAAUACUUACCCAGCUACUGAAACAGCAAACUCUAGAUGACGAACGACUUCACACUUUGUUUUGUGAAGUGGAGUCUAUUGUAAAUGGUAGACCUAUCACAAGAGUUUCUAAUGAUCCUAAUGACAUAGAGGCAUUAACACCGAAUCAUUUGCUUCUUAUGAAACGGCAACCUGUGUUACCUCCUGGAUUGUUUCAAAAGGAGGACUUGUAUGCAAAGAGACGAUGGCGUCAAGUUCAGUACUUGUCAGACAUUUUUUGGAAACGUUGGACCAAAGAAUAUCUUCCACUGUUACAAGAGAGACAGAAGUGGUUAACUGAGAAAAGAAACUUGAAACCUGGUGAUGUCGUGCUUAUUGUGGAUGACAGUGCACCAAGAGGUUCAUGGUUAAUGGGAAAGGUUGAAAGGUCAAUAUGUGACUCAAAUGGUCAUGUAAGAAGAGUUUUUGUGAAGACCAAAAGCAGUGUCGUGGAAAGACCCAUUGACAAGUUGUGUCUUUUGUUGGAAAUGGAUGAAUGAUUCAUUUUGUUCAAAGCUGUAAAACUGUUAUGUUUUUUUUUUUUUAUAAACACAGUGGUAUUAACAGCAAUGGGUUGAAAAUGUCGCUUAUGUAAUUUUUGGUAAUUGUUAUGCCUUUGCAGUAACAAUUAGGGGCCGGAAUGUAAGCGCCAUUUUGUGAAAUUUGGACAUCAAUAACUGAUUUAUGUUAUGUAUCAAUGUGUUAUGUUUUUUGCUUUGUAUUAAGCAGUUUGAGAACGAGUACAUUUGUUAUGUUAUUGCAGAUUUGGACACAUUCUGUGAAGAAAGUGCUGUUAUAUGCAUUUUUGGCUGUAGAGGGCGCUGUGGUUUUGUAUUGCCCGUGAAGAAGAAAUUUGUACUUGUGUUGUGGAGGGAAAAUAAAUGAUGGCGGACGGAGCAACACGGUAGUUUUACCGUGACGCGACCGUGAUACGACAUAGGGUUGUUACACGCGUAAAACAGGCUCUGUGUCAGUCAUUUAAACGAAGAGGUUAAAUAAGAAAUUAAGAAGAAACAACGAAUGUGAAGAUUAACCUC